Molecule: messenger RNA, 1578 nt
Organism: Teleopsis dalmanni
Lineage: Eukaryota; Metazoa; Arthropoda; Insecta; Diptera; Diopsidae
Gene: Tgs1
Product: trimethylguanosine synthase
Exons: 2
Coding region: 23-1453 (476 amino acids)
Biological process (GO): 7-methylguanosine RNA capping; 7-methylguanosine cap hypermethylation
Cellular component (GO): nucleus
Molecular function (GO): RNA cap trimethylguanosine synthase activity
Source: RefSeq, a predicted model, not a curated record
CACAACUUUAGUUAAAGUUAUCAUGGAUGACUGUUACACUGAACCAUCGGUUCCUAUAUUGUUUACAUUUAUUCAAAACAUAAAACAUUCAGAUUUAAAUAGUUUAAAAGUCAUUUUGGAUAAUUUUUUGAAUAAUUUUGAAAGUAUAAAAGAAGAAAACUUUUAUCAUUUUUGGGAAAACGAAGGACAAAGCCUUACUUGGAAUGAGUGGAAAAUAACUGAAAAAUCUUAUUUGGGCACGUCAAUAGAUAAUACAACCACCAGUACUAUUUCCAUUGAUAACAGUCAGCACCAAGAUGUAUCUUCCGAAAUAGAGGCAAUUUCAAAUAUUCCUUCCGAAGUUGUAGAAGAUGAACGUACACUUGAUCAGAAAUGGAACGAUCAUGUUAAUAAAGUUUACAACGAUAUAUACAACUUAUUUGUAGUCGCUUUUUAUAAUUACUACUUAAAUAUUAAAGAAUCAAUUGAAAUGGAGCAUUCAUUAGAAAGGAUCAAAAACAAAAAUGAAACCGAGGAAGAAUAUAAUUCCAUAAUGAAUGCACAUGACCAGGAAAAGUUAGAGCAAUUAGGAUUGCCCACUGAGUUUCAGACUAACAGAACGAAAGCAAAAUACAAACCAAAAAAUACGAUGAUAGAUAUUUCAGACUUCAGUGAAGAUGUAAUAAACAUGUAUUUAAAUUUUUCAAGCGAUGAUGGCUCUGACAUUCUACAAAAGGUGCAUGGAACUGAAAAAAUGAACAAAUCCAGAAACAAAAAAUUUAAUAGAAAACUACGUAAGUUGCCGAAAUUUAUAAGAGAAGAUAAAGACAUGCUGAAGUAUUGGCGAAACCGAUUUUCACUGUUUUCACGUUUUGAUGAAGGCAUACAGUUAGAUCGAGAAAGCUGGUUUUCAGUUACUCCGGAAAAAGUUGCAAUUCAUACUGCUAGAAGAUUAGCAUGUGACGUGAUGAUAGAUGCUUUUUGCGGCUGUGGAGGUAAUACAAUUCAGUUUGCCCGAACAUGUGGUAAAGUAUAUGCUUUCGAUAUUGAUCCAGUAAAAUUGAAAAUGGCAAAACACAAUGCAACUAUAUAUGGUGUCGCCGAUAAAAUAGAAUUUAUUUUAGCAGAUUUUUUACAAGUUUGCGACAACUUUAAAUUUAAAUGUGAUGCCGUUUUUUUAAGUCCUCCUUGGGGGGGACCACAGUACAAAAAUAAAAAAAUGUAUGACAUUGAAAAGUUUUUACUGCCAGUAAGUGCUACUAAAUUACUAAGUGAAUGUCGUAAGAUGACCGAAAAUAUUGCUAUAUUUCUGCCUCGAAAUUCUAAUAUGCAACAAAUUGUAAAACUUGCUGGGAUAGGCAAUCAAUGUGAAAUUGUACAUAAUUAUUUAAAUAGUAGAUUAGUAGCAAUAACUGCUAUCUACGGAGAGCGUAUUAUAUGCAAGAAAAAAAAACAUUAUCAUAAAAAGUAUUAAAUAAGAAGAAUAUGUUUUAAGUAUUUUAAUAAUGAAACGUAAAUAAUGUAAUUUCGAGUUAAUUAGACAUAUAAAUUAAUUAGCAUUUAAAAAUUCAAUGGUACGUCAGAAAUAAAUGUAUUCAA